AUGAGUUCUGCACCGAAUGGGCGCAAAAACCGCCCCAGAUCUGCCGGGAACAUUUUCCAGAUCGGCAAGCCCGCUGCUCACCGCGAGCCGGAGAGGCGGGAGAGCACCGAGAGCAGCCGCAGAGCCCAGCGCGCCGUGGCCGACUGCAGGAUGAUCGUCCAAGAAUUCAACACUCUCGUGGCUCUGUAUCGUGAGCUUGUCAUUUCCAUCGGUGAAAUAACAGUGGAUUGUCCCGCCUUACGGGCCGACAUGCUCAAGACCCGAAAUAAAGGCUGCGAAAUGGCGAGAGCAGCGCACCAGAGUCUCUCCCUGAUCUCGGGGCCAGAGGACGGGGAGAUUCACCCAGAGAUCUGCAGGCUCUUUAUACAGCUGCAGUGCUGCUUGGAGAUGUACAUCACAGAGAUGCUCAAGUCUGUCUGUCUGCUGGGCUCCCUGCAGCUCCACAGGAAAGGUAAAGACUCCGGUGGAGCGGCCAGGCUUGAAAGCAAGACAGACGAGAGCUCCGACAUCCCCAUACUGGAAGACACCUCCUCCUCUCCCAACGACUGCCCUCAGCUCUGCUGGCUGGUGGCCACCGACAUUGAGAACAUAGAAAGAGAUAUGAGAGAAAUGAAAAACCUUCUCAGUAAUCUCAGGGAGACUAUGCCUUUACCACUGAAGAAUCAAGAUGACAGCAGCCUGCUGAACCUGACUCCCUACCCAUUGGUCCGACAGAGGAAGAGGCGGUUCUUUGGGCUCUGUUGCCUGGUAACCAGCUAAAGGGCCCCACCUUCCUGGGAGGGAGGAGGUGACAAAGACACCAUUACCCAACGUCCUUCACCACUUGUGUCUCCCGCCAAUCUAUUACUGCCAUUUUCAAAUAUAAUGUCUCCUUCUCUUUUUUUCAAAGGCUGGCCAUUUUAUAAUUUAAUUUUGUAAUACAAAGAUGAAUUGUAAUUGCAAUGUAAUGGCAACAAUAGUCACAUUAUGCACAUUAUGUUAUGUGCAUAUUUAUUUGCA
This is a messenger RNA of Gadus chalcogrammus (walleye pollock), 999 nucleotides long. RefSeq names its product regulator of G protein signaling 7 binding protein a (gene rgs7bpa). Bases 1 to 759 code for a protein of 252 amino acids. Gene Ontology annotation, biological process: G protein-coupled receptor signaling pathway. The transcript has 6 exons. NCBI's taxonomy places the organism in Eukaryota, Metazoa, Chordata, Actinopteri, Gadiformes, Gadidae. The record is from RefSeq and is a predicted model, not a curated record. Gene Ontology annotation, cellular component: nucleus; postsynapse; neuron projection.